CCUACAAAUUUGCAGUUGUCACUUUGACAACUAUUUCGUCAACAAACAAUGAUGAUUCUUUUGAUUAAUCUAUCACUUUCUAUUUUAAUGUGAUCUUGUUAUAACUGACAGAAAUUGUAAAAGCAAUUGAUGGCUUGGUUACAAAAUCUGACUGGUCAAGCUGAAAAAUUUUUAAAUAAAAUUGACCAGAAAGCUGCUAAUGUUUUGAAUGAAACUAAUCCUAAACCCAGAUCUAGCCCACAACAUUUGUUAGAGCACUCCAUUUCAAUUCCCGAAACAUACAACAGUUUUGAAAAUGAUCUAUUGAUCGAUAACAGUCCAUUUGAACAUUCUAAAUUAACACUAGAAUUCCAAGAAACCACGAAUCAGGAUGUAGUCGACAAGUUAGAAGAACCAGAAGAAAAUCCAACAGAUGAAGUUCAUUCGAAAGAGACUGAAGUGCUCCUUGAAGGCAGAGAGAAAAAUUCAUCAGUAUCUUCUAAAUGUGAAUCAGUGCUGCAGAGCUUUAGUUCUGCAGAGGAUAUACAGCGAUACUUGGAGAGAAUAUCGAAACUUGAAUUUGAGAAUGAUGAUUUGAGUAAGCAAUUGCUUAAUGUGCAGCAUUUGUAUUCGGAAAUACGUAAUGAAAAUUCAAUUCUCAAAAGUAAUUUAGAGAGAGCUAAUGAAGCAGUAAAUUCUGCUGAGAUGGAAAUGGAACAAUAUAAAGCUAGAGCACACAGAAUAUUACAGGAAAAGGAAAGAAUUAUUUGUUUGAAACCCGGUGAUACUGCUCUGGAUAAUGUAGAGGAAAAUAUUUAUAGAAGUUACAAUGAGGAACUGAAGAAUGAACUAAAGUUUCAAAAAGAUAAAAAUGAUGAAAUGAAAGAUAAAAUUGGCAGCUUGGUAUCUGAAUUGAAAUCCCUGCAGCAACAGUAUGUGGUGAUGCAAAAUAUGCUUCAACAGACAAAUCAAAAACUGGAAACUGAGCUUUAUAAUGAGAGGAGAGUGUUAAAAUCUGUUGAUGAAGAAUUGAGAUUGAAAUCACAAGAAUUGAAUAACAUGAAUCAGGAGUUGGUGAGGAAAAAUUAUGACUUAUCAGUGAAGAAUGAAGAGAUAGAACAGUUGAAAUCUCACUUGAAGCAGUGCUCAUCUGCAGUUAAUGAUGAAGAACUAGAAGAUAGAAUAAAGAACCUUACCCAGACAUUGAUGAUCAAGCAGAACAAGAUAGAGGCUAUAACUUCUGAGAGGAAUGCUUUAAGAAUACAGUUAGAAAAACUAGAGAAUGAAUAUCACAGAAAUCUAGCUAUUGCCAGAAGUAUCCAACAAAAAGUGGUUAGUGUCAAUGAUACAGAUGAUGUUAAACUGCAAGUGCCACAAACCGUAAGAGUCUCCCCCUUGGACGCUGGAGUUACCAGAAGGGUGAAACAUGCUUAUUCAUCCUUAGAUGCUCUAAGUAUCAGAACAGGCGUCUUUCUCAGAAGAUAUCCAGGAAUAAGGGUCUCAGUUUUCUGUUAUAUGAUUUUCCUUCAUUUGUGGGUACUUGUGAUUUUAUUCAAUUACGCGCCUUCGACAAGAGGUGAUUGUUUAUAAUUAAUUAAGUAUUUAUCUGUUGAUAUAUUUAAAGUUCGUUGGAAUUAUUAUUUUAUCAAUAAAAUACUGAAAUGA
Molecule: messenger RNA, 1644 nt
Organism: Coccinella septempunctata (seven-spotted ladybird)
Lineage: Eukaryota; Metazoa; Arthropoda; Insecta; Coleoptera; Coccinellidae
Gene: Golgin84
Product: golgin-84
Exons: 9
Coding region: 130-1569 (479 amino acids)
Biological process (GO): retrograde transport, vesicle recycling within Golgi; Golgi organization
Cellular component (GO): Golgi membrane; Golgi cisterna
Source: RefSeq, a predicted model, not a curated record